Molecule: messenger RNA, 1398 nt
Organism: Argentina anserina (silverweed cinquefoil)
Lineage: Eukaryota; Viridiplantae; Streptophyta; Magnoliopsida; Rosales; Rosaceae
Exons: 2
Coding region: 459-1217 (252 amino acids)
Source: RefSeq, a predicted model, not a curated record
GUGAUAUAGAUCAUACGGCUUUAAUAUUUCCUCAAACAUGACUUUUUUCCUUUGUCUAAAUUUGUGAAUGUAACACAAUAGAUCGAAUUAGGCUUAUUUCGAUACUGUCCUACUUCUUUUGAAUCUGUCUCAUACGGUCACAUGUUGCAGAAAAGGGUGGCAGUAGAAGAAGACUAAUGAACACCAUUGCAGAUUUCCCAUUCCCUCCUACAAGGUAUAACUUGUCAGAUUCCAAUUGCAUAAAGUUUUACUUGGCGCCAAUUUGACCUUCUAUAAAUGCUUUAGGCCUUUUCUGUUUAGAAUGUACAUCCUAAAGUUACAUGAAGGAAUAGAAAGACAAGGAGAGAACAAGAGAAAGACGUAGCUAGACGUACACCAAAAGUACUUGUAAGCCUGCAAGGUUCCCAAAUCAUUAGCCUUAGCCUUUGAGUCUUUGCCAUUUCAACACUCAGCAAGUGAUGGAAGAUCAGUGCAAUCCUUUCAGCUGGGAUUUUUGCUAUGAGGAAGAGGGAAUGGAAGAUCAUUUAAGGCAUUCUCUUCUGUACACAACCUUGGAGCUUGAGACAACAAUUGCAUCAGCAAAAGAGAAGAUUUCAAGGAGAGACGAAGAAGUUGUUCAUCUCAAAGAUCUCCUAAGUAGAGUCAUCAAAGAGAGAGAUGAGGCCAAAGCCAUAUGCCAAAGGCUAGUGUUGGAGAAGCUCAUGCUCCAACAACAACCGCAAAAACAACAAGAACAAGAAGUGUUUGCUCCUCAAAAUCAUGAGGAUGAGUCGAAAGGCAGUGACUCUAGCAGGCACUACUUUGCUGCAGCUUUUUCCGACUCCGAUGAGAACAUCAUUUCAUCUCCAGAUGCAGCAGAGCCAGUUAUGUCACAAGAUGUCUUAGCACAACUAUUAGUUGAUCAGAAGGCAUUGCCAGAGAAAGGGAAGCUUUUACAAGCAGUAAUUGAUGCCGGACCGCUCCUUCAAACUCUUCUGCUGGCCGGAUCUCUUCCUCAAUGGCAACAUCCACCUCCCCAGCUCAAGUCAACUGAGAUUCCACCAGUGACUAUUUCUCCUCCAACACCACAACUUCUGCAGCACCAGGACUCCUGCAUUAGUACUAGUAGCAACACUAGUUUCGGAAGCAAAAGAAGCCUGUUGGUGCAUAGUGAUGGUUCUGGUUCUAAUUCUGAUUCUUCACCCAAGACCAAGUAUCAAAAGAUUGUUCUCUAUUGACCAAUUAUGCUACUAAUGCAUGUGUACAUGAUUUUCUAAGGCUCCCCAUUUCUUUCUUACUAUCAAACAAGCAAAAGUAUCAGCGAGAAAUGGAGGAAUACUACUAUGAGCUAGAAAUGUUCAGACUGCACCGAAGUCUUAGAAUUGAAAUCCUAACUUCUAUAGCAUUAGUCGGAUCAUC